Trematosphaeria pertusa is the source of this 1539-nucleotide messenger RNA. Its product is annotated as putative aflatoxin efflux pump. Gene Ontology annotation, molecular function: transmembrane transporter activity. The coding region runs from base 1 to 1539 and encodes 512 amino acids. Gene Ontology annotation, biological process: transmembrane transport. The record is from RefSeq and is a predicted model, not a curated record. NCBI's taxonomy places the organism in Eukaryota, Fungi, Ascomycota, Dothideomycetes, Pleosporales, Trematosphaeriaceae. The transcript is spliced from 2 exons.
AUGCUUGCCAUAUACGUCACCAUGUUCAUCACAUCUCUGGACAAAACCAUAAUCGCGACAGCCAUCCCAUGGAUAACGAACGAAUUCCACUCCCUCUCCGACAUCGGUUGGUACGGCAGCUCCUACAUGCUCACGCUCUGCGCCUUCCAACUCCUCUGGGGCCGCAUCUACACCUUCUACCCACCGAAGGCUACCUUCAUCGUCGCCAUUAUAAUCUUCGAGGUCGGGUCCGCGCUGUGCGGCGCCGCGCCGUCGUCCACAUCCUUCAUCGUGGGGAGAGCGAUUGCAGGCCUGGGCAGCGCAGGUAUAUCGAACGGCGCUAUCAUCGUGAUGAUGGCGCUGGUGCCGCUAGAGAAGAGGCCCAUGUUUCAAGGGCUGAUUGGCGCAGUGUUUGGGGUUGCGAGCGUGGUGGGUCCGUUGCUGGGUGGUGCGUUCACGCAACACGUGAGCUGGAGGUGGUGUUUUUAUCUCAAUCUGCCGUUCGGAGGGGUUUCGAUCGCGAUCCUGAUUCUGGUCCUGAAGAUACCGCCGAAGCCGAAGGAAGAGCCCGUGCCGCUGGCGCAACAAUUCCGCAAGCUGGAUCCGCUCGGAACGAUCUGCUUCCUGCCGUCGGUCGUGUGUCUGCUGCUCGCGCUGCAGUGGGGCGGCACGACGUACGCGUGGUGGAACUGGAGGAUCAUACUCCUGCUGGUGCUGUUUGGCGUUCUUAUCGUCGCAUUUAUGGCGAUCCAGGUCUUUAUGCCAGAGACCGCCACCUUACCUCUGCGCGUCCUCAAGAUGCGAACCGUCGCCGCCAGCUUCCUAUACAGCACGGCCGCCGGAUCAUCGAUGCUCGUGCUGGCUUACUAUAUUCCUUUGUUCUUCCAGGCGAUCAAGAACUUCUCGCCUCUUGAUUCGGGGUACGCGACUAUACCGUUCAUACUCUCUCUGGUCAUCGGAACUAUCCUCGCGGGCGGCCUAGUGCAGCGCAUUGGAUACCCAGCUCCUUUCAUGAUUCUGUCUACGAUUCUGGCAUCAGUCGGCGCGGGCAUCAUCUCCACAUGGCCAGUCUCUGUCGGCAGUAGCAAGUGGAUCGGGUACCAAUUCCUGUUCGGCUUCGGGUUAGGCAUAGGUAUGCAGGGGCCUAUGUUGUGCGCGCAGAUCGUUCUUGCAAAACGGGACGGGCCUAUAGGCGUGUCCCUUAUGAUGUUCGGUCAGAACCUUGGUGGCGCCAUCUUCCUUGCAGUCGCUCAAUCUGUGUUUACCGACUCGCUCGCAAGCCAGCUGACGAAGAUCCCGGAGAUCCAUCUGAGCAAGAAGGAGAUCGUCGAGCUCGGUGCUACGAGCAUUCGGAGUCUAGUACCAGAGAACAUGCUGGGGGUCUUGCUGGAGGGCUACAGGAUUGCGAUGCGAAACGUGUUUUACGUUGCGGUUGCACUGAUAUGCACCUCGUUGAUUGGAGCAGUAUCGGUUGAGUGGAAGAGCACGAAGACGGGGCACAGACCGGGCGCAGGUGAUACCCAGGCCACAAAGGACAGUGAAGAGAAGGCAAGUGCGUGA